This is a messenger RNA of Rosa rugosa (rugosa rose), 1223 nucleotides long. Its product is annotated as (S)-scoulerine 9-O-methyltransferase-like. Gene Ontology annotation, biological process: methylation. NCBI's taxonomy places the organism in Eukaryota, Viridiplantae, Streptophyta, Magnoliopsida, Rosales, Rosaceae. The coding region runs from base 24 to 1121 and encodes 365 amino acids. Gene Ontology annotation, molecular function: protein dimerization activity; O-methyltransferase activity; S-adenosylmethionine-dependent methyltransferase activity. The transcript has 3 exons. The record is from RefSeq and is a predicted model, not a curated record.
GCUAAGUAGAACAAUAGAGAAACAUGGAAAUCCAGAGAAUUAGCUCAAAGGACUAUGUAUCUGCUUGGAAUUUGGGUGGUCUAGUUGUCACUCAAAUGGCUUUAAAAGCUGCAAUCGAGCUCAAUGUCUUCAAUAUCAUUGCUAAUUCAGGACCCGGAGCUCAUCUCACAUCGAAAGAAAUUGUAUCUCAAAUCUCAAAUACAAAUCCUAAUGCAGCAGCUGCAAAUUUGAAGCGAAUACUAAGAGUUCUUAGUGUUCAUUCUCUGCUAUCUGUAUCUCAAAGGUCAAGCUCAAGUGGUGAUAAGACAAUGCUAGAAGAGGCCUAUGGUCUAACAAAGGAGACUCUUUGCCUAGUUCCAAAUGAAGAUGGAGUUUCCUUAGCUCCAUAUAUUAUGUUAGCUUCAGAUUUGGACGUCGUUAAGUGCUACUCCAUGCUCAAAGACACAGUGCUUGAGCCUGGGAGCUUACUUUUCAAGAAGGCUCAUGGUAUGUCCGCAUUUGAGCACAUGUUCGACAAACCUGACUUGACAAAUUUGUUUAAUGAGGCUAUAGGCCAAAGUACCAUCAUCAAUUUUGAAGAUGUGUUAAAGGUGUACAAAGGUUUUGAAGAGGUAAAAGAGUUGAUGGAUGUUGGAGGAGGCAAUGGAACUACAAUUGCCAAAGUAGUAGCUAGCUAUCCACACAUUCAUGGGAUUAACUUUGAUUUGCCUAAUGUUAUCGCUCAAGCAACUGCUAAAUACCAAGCAGGUGUGAAAUAUGUUGGUGGAGAUAUGUUUAAGUUGAUACCAAAUGCACAGUCCAUUAUGUUGAAGUGGGUGCUUCAUAAUUGGGACGAUGAUCUGUGCAAGAAAAUAUUAGAACGUUGUUGGGAGGCAUUACCUGAAAUCGGGAAGGUGAUAGUUGUGGAAUUUGCAUUACCCGAAAUACUGGAGAAUACCACAGAUUUAAAGAAAAUUGUGGCAUUAGACAUCAUGAUGAUGAGUAUCUUUAGUAGUAGGCAACGAAAAAUUAAUGAGUUUGACGGCCUAUCGAAAGCUGCAGGCUUUGUUGAAACAAAGAUUUUUCCGAUUUCACAUGGGUGUUAUGUUAUGGAGUUUCACAAAGUUAAAAAAAAUAGAUAGAUGAUAUAUAUGAUCAUCUAAGAGACAUAUCUUUCUUCUUUUAGGUAUAUGAAUAAAUUCAUAAGUCUCUCAUAUGCUUCGUACAUGAGAGUAAUUAUGCAA